Molecule: messenger RNA, 5024 nt
Organism: Sitophilus oryzae (rice weevil)
Lineage: Eukaryota; Metazoa; Arthropoda; Insecta; Coleoptera; Curculionidae
Product: multidrug resistance-associated protein 4-like
Exons: 23
Coding region: 267-4277 (1336 amino acids)
Biological process (GO): transmembrane transport
Cellular component (GO): membrane
Molecular function (GO): ABC-type transporter activity; ATP hydrolysis activity; ATP binding
Source: RefSeq, a predicted model, not a curated record
ACAUUUUACUUGAUCUCUAACCUAACUUUUAUACUGAAUUUUCCAGCCUAUAAAAGUGUUUUUUUUUCUAUUUUUAACUUAGGAAUUGCACAGAAUUUGUAUAUUUCAUUUGAAAUUAUCACGCUCGUACCUUGUGGUAGUUUUAUCAGAAAUUGAGAUGAAAUGAUCGCUUCCUGAAUAUGAAAAUCAGUUUAAAUAGCAAGUACUCGGUCUGGUCAUAAUUAGUUUGUGUAUUACUGCCGUUCUAGUAAUACCUACUCUUCAAAAUGGACUCGACUAAAAAAUUUAAUAAUCCGAGCCCUGAAGAGAAAGCUAACUUUUUUAGCAGAUUAUUUUUCUGUUGGGUUCUUCCUUUCUUUAAAACUGGUUACAAGAAAGACUUGGAAGUUAAAGAUAUUUAUAACAGCACCCAAGAAGAUCUGUCAGGUCCUUUAGGAGAUGAAUUGGAAAGAAAUUGGAUUGCGGAACUAGAAAGAGCAAAGAAUGGACCCCGAAAAAGACCUAUAGAACCAAGUUUAAAACGAGCUAUAUUUAAGACCUUCGCCAAGUCAUACUUCUUUUAUGGAGCUUUUAUAUUUAUUCAGAGUGUUAUCAUAAGAAUGGUAAUCCCCAUCGUCCUAGGCGAAUAUAUCAAAUUUUACAAUAAUCCAAAGGAGAGCUUUUUGCAUAUCGAACAAGGAUGGCUGUUAGGUAGCGCAGUAGUGGGUCUCUCUUUUAUUAGAAUUGUUUUAGAACAUUAUUGUAAUAUGGGUGUCCAAAGGAUAGGAAUGAGAGUCCGAGUAGCAGCCUGUUCACUGAUAUACAGAAAACUUUUAAAAUUGAACCAAGCUUCGCUGGGUAAAACAGCGGCAGGUCAAUUAGUCAACUUGCUGUCAAACGAUGUUAUAAGAUUUGAUAUGGUCUCAUGGUUUUACCACUAUUUUUGGAUUAUGCCUAUACAAAGUGCUAUUGCAUUAUAUAUUAUGUACAGUUAUAUAGGAAUGGCAGCUUUGCCGGCCAUGGCAGCCAUUACAGUCCAAGCUGUAAUAAUUCAAGGUUGUUUGUCCAAAAGACAAGGCAUUUUAAGGGCUAAAAUAGCCCAUCUGACUGAUAACAGGGUAAAAUUGAUGAGUGAAAUUUGUUCCGGUAUACAGGUUAUUAAAAUGUAUGCUUGGGAAAAACCUUUUGAAAAGGUUGUAGAACUAGCGCGAAAAUUAGAAAUAGACGUAGUGAAACAAACAUCGUAUAUUAAAGGUGCCUCUUUAGCUCUCAUGAUUUUUACCGAAAGAGCAACUUUGUAUAUAGCUGUGAUAAAUUAUGUAUUAUUGGGAAAUAAUAUAACAGGUGAUGUUGUAUUUUCUGUUGCUCAGCUUUUAAACACUGUACAAUUGUUUAUGGCGACAUACUUUCCUCUAGCUUUAUCCACUUAUGAAGAAUGCAAAGUGUCAAUUAAAAGAAUAGAAGACUUCCUCUUCCUAGAGGAAAACGUUGAUACCUCAAAUGUUGAAAGUAAACCUGAAAAUGCUGGUUUGGUAAAACUAUCAGAUGCCACUGCAAGCUGGACACCAAAUCCUAUUAUUAAAACUUUAAUAGAAAUUAAUUUGGAACUAAAGCCAGGCACGCUGUGUUGUGUUGUUGGUCCAGUUGGGUCAGGAAAAAGUUCGCUAUUGCAGGUACUGCUUCAAGAAUUACCUAUAUCCAGUGGUAAAUUGCAAGUUGUGGGAGAUAUAUCAUAUGCAUCUCAAGAUCCUUGGUUAUUUGUUUCUAGUAUUAGACAGAAUAUAUUGUUUGGUCAAGCUUAUGAUAAGGAGAGGUAUAAGAGAGCAGUGCAAGCGUGUACUCUUCGGCGCGAUUUUGAUCUGCUGUCGCAUGGUGAUCGUACAUCUGUGGGCGAAAGAGGUUCUGCAUUGAGCGGUGGUCAAAGGGCUAGAGUAGCUCUAGCAAGAGCAGUAUAUAGGGAUGCCGACAUCUAUCUUUUGGACGACCCUCUAAGCGCCGUUGACACCCACGUAGCCAAACAGCUCUUCGAAGGUUGCAUCCAGGGACAUUUGAGAGGAAAAACGAGAGUACUGGUCACGCAUCAAGUGCAAUUCCUUAAAGGAGCUGAUCUCAUUGUGGUUUUGAAUAAUGGUUCUAUAGAAAAAAUGGGUACAUAUGAAGAACUAGAAGAACAAUUGUCGGUUCUUUCAAAAGAAAUUGAACAGCAACAUCAACAGCAAGCUGCUGAACACAAAUUGGAAAGGGAGCAAACUCCGAAGGUUGAAGAUAGAGAUAGAGGGUUACAGUUGGCUCUGCAAUCCAUUGCUUCAUUAGCUAGUUGGGAUGAUCCUGAAGAAACUGAAGAACUGUUAGAAAGAGGUGCCUUAAAAUCAUCGACUUACGUGGAGUAUUUUAAGUCUGGUACUUCUGUAUGCACUUUAGUAGUUCUAAUUAUUCUCUUUGUAAUUGCACAAACUGCGAAUAAUGCAUCAGAUUUGUGGGUAACCAACUGGACAAAUACAGAAGAGGAAAAGCGAGCAGCGAAUUUAACGUUCGAAUCUACAAAUUUUACUGCCUUAGAUAAUGAUACCUCUGUUUUUAAUAAUGUAUUCAAUUCCACUCUACCUUAUGAAGAAGGGUUAGAGACGAAAACUUAUAUUUCUGUCUAUACUGGUUUAAUAAUUGCAUCAAUAAUUCUAACGUUAUCAAGGGGAAUACUUUUUAUGAAGAUAUCAAUGAGUGCCUCAAAACAUUUACAUAAUACGAUGUUCCGAUGCCUAUUAAGAGCCCCAAUGAGCUUCUUUGAUACCAAUCCUUCCGGUCGUAUUCUAAAUCGUUUUUCUAAAGACAUGGGUGCGGUAGACGAACUUUUACCAAAAGUGUUCCUAGAAACGCUACAAAUAUUUUUCAUGAUGUUAGGUAUUUUAGGAAUGGUAUUUAUAGUGAGUCCGUGGAUGAUUGUACCAGCAAUAUUUCUGGGUUUGAUAUUUUGGUACGCUCGAGUGGUUUAUCUAACCUCAGCUCAAGAUAUAAAACGUUUAGAGGGGUCGACGAGAGCUCCAGUAUUCUCACACGUUUCCUCUUCCCUUUAUGGAUUGCCUACAAUUAGAGCUUUUAAAGCUCAAGAAUUGAUAGUACAAGAAUUUGACAGUUUGCAGGAUCAACACACAGGUACCUGGUUUAUAUUUGGAGCUACCAGUGAAUCUCUUGGUUUUUACUUGGAUAUCAUAAGUACAAUCUUCUUAGCGUUUGUUACAUUCCAGUUCCUAGUAUUUGGAGAUGAAGAUAUUAAGGCUGGUGAUGUAGGUUUAGUAAUUUCGCAAACGCUAGUUUUAACAGGCAUGCUUCAAUAUGGAGUGCGUCAAUCGGCUGAAGUUUCUUCAACAAUGACCAGCGUCGAGCGUGUUCUUCAAUAUACGAAAUUAGACGAAGAAGGACCGUGGGAGCCUUUACCCGCCGACAAGCCGCCUCUCGAUUGGCCGCAGAAGGGUCGCGUUACUUUCGAUCACGCUUUUCUUAGAUAUACGCGUAAUUCUCCACCAUCAAUUCGGAACCUAACUGUGGAAUUCAAACCUGGCGAGAAAAUUGGCGUUGUUGGACGAACAGGAGCAGGAAAAUCAUCACUUGUUGCUACACUAUUUAGAUUAGCUACUGUUGAUGGCCUUAUAGCAAUCGAUGCUAUUGAUACUGGUAAAGUAGGUUUACGCAUCCUGAGAACAAAUAUAUCAAUCAUUCCUCAAGUGCCCAUAUUAUUUUCGUCUAGUUUAAGACAUAAUUUGGAUCCUUUUGAGAAAUGUACAGAUGAACAAUUAUGGAAAGCUUUAGAAAGGGUCGAACUAAAACAAAAUGGUGUCGGAUUAGAUACAAUAGUUACUGAGGGAGGAGGAAACUUCAGCGCUGGACAGAGGCAAUUAAUUUGCUUAGCUAGGGCUAUAGUGAGAAAUAAUAAAGUCUUAGUGAUGGAUGAAGCUACUGCCAAUGUAGAUAGGCACACUGAUGCUCUGAUUCAAAGAACCAUUAGAGAAGCUUUUGAAGACUGUACUGUUAUUACAAUUGCUCACAGAUUAAAUACAAUUGCGGAUUAUGACAAAACACUAGUAAUGGAUGCAGGAAAAUUAGUAGAAUUUGCUGCACCACAUGAGUUGCUUCAAGAUCCUAAUGGGUACUUUGCUAAAAUGGUUGCUCAGACUGGUCCAGUCAUGGAAUCUAGACUAAAAGAAAUUGCUAAAGAGGCUUAUGAAAAAAAUAAGGCAAGGAUUACCGUUAAAGAAGAAAACGUAGUUCAAAAUGGAAAAGCUGUGGACAAAAAAGACCAAUAAUUGGCUAAAUGUGUCAAUUUUUUUGUUAUUACUCUUAGGUUGUAAAUAAUUUAUUUCCUACAUAUUAUGAUUUAAAAUUCAGUUGUUAUUUAGUUUUCUGUAGAUUCUUUGAAAAAAAUUUAUAAAAAUCAUUAAAACAAAAAAACAUAAAAAAUAUGACAACUAAAAUCUAAUAAAACAGUUAAGCAAAUAUAUUGGUAUUAGGAGAUACAAUUAUUAUAAAAGAAACGUAUUACUACAUUAUUCUUUAAGGUACUUUAUUUUUGAUGUUAAAAAAAUCAUCUUUUUAUUGAACCUGCUGAUAUCAAUUAUUUGUUGAAGUCAAGUGAAAACUGUAAAUGUUCAACAACCUUUUUUUUGAGAACGAAUCAAAAAAUUAUUGUUUUAAAAUGUUUAGUAAUUUUAUUAUAUUGUAGUGUUUACUUAGCUGUUGUGAUUGUAAAAUAUAGUUUACAAAUGAACUAAUAAAAAAAUCAGGGAACAUGGUUUAUCUAAAAACCAAUUAUAAAUCUACCAAAAAUUGUAUGCUUUAUUCUUUGUACAUAAUUCUGUGCCAGUUACUUUGUACAAACUAUAUAAUUAUUUCUGCAAUAACGCUUGUUUUAAAUUUUUAUUGAUGUAUUAUAUAAAUAAUAUUUAUUUUAUUAAUCAAUUACACCAAAGUAAUAUUUGUAAAAUUUGUUAUAGAUUUGAAUGUUUUAUUAAAGAGUAUUUGAAAUAAUUCUUACAUGGCUUAUUUUUAUUUGA